Molecule: messenger RNA, 3469 nt
Organism: Larimichthys crocea (large yellow croaker)
Lineage: Eukaryota; Metazoa; Chordata; Actinopteri; Sciaenidae
Gene: tmem276b
Product: transmembrane protein 276b
Exons: 4
Coding region: 298-1194 (298 amino acids)
Cellular component (GO): membrane
Source: RefSeq, a predicted model, not a curated record
CUGCCUCCUCCUCCUCCUCCUCCUCCUCCUCUUCACAGCGUUGGUCGCCAUCCAUCCCCUCUCCUCCUGUACCAUAACAGAUGGUGGGAACAACACUGCAUCCACCGGGUACCACAACAAUAGACCGCAGCAUCCAGUCCAGACAACGCUGGCCCUGCACCAUCAUGCUCCCAGUGCAGGACUGCGUGAGGCUCUGAGUGCCGACGUGAUUCAUUUCACGCGGUACCGCCACCACCACCACCACGGCCACGGAGGAACCUUCUUGCGACUGUUUGGGCUCUCCAUCGAGCGGGGAAGAUGGCCGCUAUGAAAAUGUUAACAGGCACAGGGCUCUUCUUGGCUUUCUGUGCGCUCGGGCUGCUCGCUAUGGCGAUUUGCACCGAUUAUUGGUACGAGACCGACGCGAGGAGACAUCGAGAUAGGUGUAAAAACUAUGCCAACAAGCGAAACGACCCAGGGUUCAUCUACAUUUCAAACCACAACCUCCCCCUCCAGAUGCCUCCAAAGAGCCUGGAGAGGAAAGGUAACGGCCCAGAUGCUGCUGCGCUCAUCAGGGGGAAGCGGCACUUUCUGGCCGCGGCGUCUGCCAUGGAGUCUCACUGCAAUCGGCAGUUUAACUCCACCAUCUCCGGGCUUUGGAGGAAGUGUCACCGGGAGGGCUUCGACCUGGAGACCGAGGACCUUAUUUACAAAGGAAUAAUUCAAAGAUGUACCCCAGUCAAGUAUCACUACUCUUCGUCCAUCCUCCCACGAAAUUUACCCAUCAACAUCACAAAGACCAUACGACAGGAUGAGUGGCAUGCACUCCAUUUAAGAAGAAUGACGGCUGGCUUUGUGGGCAUGGCCGUGUCCAUCAUUCUUUUUGGCUGGAUCAUUGGAGUGCUGGGAUGCUGCCAGCAGCAUGACCUCAUGCAAUAUGUAGCUGGGCUACUCUUUCUCAUGGGAGGAACAUGCUGCAUCAUCUCCUUGUGCACAUGUGUGGCAGGAAUCAACUUUGAGUUAUCCCGCUACCCCCGCAACAUGUACGGCCUCCCUGAGGACAUUAGCCAUGGCUAUGGCUGGUCUAUGUUUUGUGCCUGGGGGGGCCUCGGUCUCACAUUGCUGGCUGGCUUCCUCUGCACCUUGGCCCCCUCCCUGAGCACACCCGCUCGCACAACAACCCACAAGCCGAGGCAGGAGAAUGGAACCGUGUGACAGAGGCGUCGUGAGGCGACUGACCCACCGAACGCACAAAUCACACCCUUCCUUGAUGUUUAACUCUGAUCUGUCUGAUCACCGUCUCACACCACCCUCGACAUCUCCAUACCCCCUUCAGUGUUCAGUGUGCCUGAGAAGGAGCAAUGUAAACGACAAACUUCACACACCUAAUCUCGAAAAAUCCCUCCAGGAACACCAAGAGUAACACCCACAGUAACGUAUGUCUGGGGCAUAGCUCUCAUAGCACAAAUAAGACAUUUUUUUGGUUCAGAUGUUUGACAUGCUGAUUUUAUGGCGAUCAAAAGAUGACUGUUUUCUCUGAAGAGAAUUUGUCUUAAAAUGGUGCUCUCUUAAACACACAAAGGCACAUACACUCCCACACAGCACACACACACAGCACACACACACAGCACACACACACAGCACACACACGCUUUUCCACACAUGCACAAUUACUCCGGAUGUAUCAUGGGAGAAACACACAAACAUCAAGCCAGAGCAUCAUGUCAGCGUUCCUCUUUCAGUCGAGUGAUGUGUGCUGUGUUAUUGUUCAUAAUGAAAAAAGAAAAAAAAAAUCUGGCAUUGACUGCCCAUUGCUUAUCUUUAGUGUAACACACUAACUGAUAUUGAACAUGAGCCCCGGGGGUGACAUCUGCAGCCUCUGCAGAGCACAAAAUGCAUUGAGCAGCGUGGUCAGUACGAUAAAAAUACACAGAAGUUAAUCAGCAUUGAAGCAAAUCGUUCGAUGCUUCUUUAAAGAUUCUAUAUGUACAAAUGCAUCUCUAUGUAGAUCCAGAUCAUCGUUUGUGUAAAGUAGAUUUUGAAUAAGACUGUUUUGUUUUCUGUUUGUUUAGAGAUAAUGAUGGUUGGCAGUAUGGGCAGGAUAAAAAGUUACAGGGUGGUGCUGGGAGCAUGGAUCCAUUAUUGGAUUCAGCAGUGUAAAGGUAUUUUAUGGUACCAAACUGACAGACCCGACCUGGCUGUUUACUGAGAGCAAAUCCAAGAAACCAAACUGUGGAGGAAGUAUUAGAUUGCUUCAUUGUUUACCCUCAAUACUGGUCAGCCUCUUCUUGUGUAAUACAAACAAGUUAAGCAAUUUCAGGAGGAGAAAAAAAAAUGCAACUUCAGUGAUCUCACUAAACAUAAAAGCACAAGCUGUGUUCCAAAUCCUCACAAUACAUCGUCAUUGGUAGGAGGGGAAAUCACGUCUUUACUGAGAUCUGGCUCUGUAACAGCUGAAACAUUAAAAUGAGGAUAUGGAAGAUGAUUUACUGUAUGUAAUGGACAUCAUUGUCUCACAAUGCAAUGCACAAUGGAAAGCGAGGGGCUGUUCAUUUAUAUUUAAGAUAUGGACGUUGGUUCAACGUCGUCUUGGAAAACAAAACAAAACAAAAAAAAAACAAGAAGUAAAGAUGAAGUAAUAAAUCUAUAAAUCAUGUUUGAUUCUAAAGUUUUAAAGACUGACACAUUCCAUAUUCACAGUUUGAUUGACGUGGGACACAUCUUUUAUCAUUUCUUGAUCAGCAAAACACAUUUAUUGUGUACUAACUUACAAAAUGGUACAUUGUAUAUUAUGUAGUAGGCGAUAGGAACAUCCAUUUCUCUCUCACUCAAUCGGAUUAAAAAUACCUCCAAAUCUGGUGUGGAAAAAAGCACAAAUCAUCAUUUAGAACGGCUCUCGACUGCAGUGAUGUUAAUUUAAAGCUGUAUUCCAAAUACAUGCUGCAAACUCAUUUUGUACAAAAUGGAGAUAUGCCUAAAAUCACAAGCGUCCAUCCUAAAAUGGCUUCAUGUGUUAAUGGACACUAUUGACCAAUAAUGAUAAAGGCUGCUACAUUUUUUCUUUAUACUGACAACAGAUACAUUUGAGUAAAAAUAAAGUAAUACAUCUUUGAAAAGACAUUUUUGAUUCGAAUUGGAACAGUUGGAUUGAUGUUUGGUUCACAUCUUGAAAUUUGUGUCAUUAUUACAAAAAAGUGAAGUAUACCACGCCUGUGUAACAAAACUGUAUACUUCAUAGAUGGAAUGGGGCUAUAUGAAAGAUUUUGAGUGUAGCAGGUUGGACUGUAGAAAAGGAGAAAUUAUUCUCUUGGUGACACUUGUGUUGAUAAUAAUAACACAGCAGCCACUUUUCUGUUACACAGUUUUUGUUUCCCCCAAUCAUAUAAACUAAUUUAUUUUUAAAUUUCAGCUCACUACAACUUCAUGAUACGAGAAUAUUACAGCCAUGUGUGAAGUUUUUAUAAAUGUUGGAGAUGAGUCAUGAGAUAUA